AUGGCGGGCGGUCUCGUCAAGUACAGGCAUUUGAGCCGUAACUCGUCGGCGCGACAGGCCCUCCUCCGCGGCCUCGUCACGUCUCUCGUCGCCCACGAGCAUAUCCAGACCACCUACGCCAAGGCAAAGGAGGCCCAGCGCCUCGCCGAAAAGCUCAUCACCUACGCGAAGCGGGACAAUGAGGAGACGAGGCGGAAGGCCCAGGCUAUUCUCUACACCCCCCACGAUCUCCUCCCCAAGCUCUUCGGCGAGCUCCGCCAGCGCUAUACCGAGCGCCCCGGCGGCUACACGCGCGUGCUGCGCACCGAGCCCCGCAACACCUACGACCAGGCGCCCUCAGCGAUUCUCGAGCUUGUCGAUGGGCCCCGCGACGCCCGCUUCAUGAUGACGGCCAAGGCCGUCGCCUUCGACAAGGACUCGGGCAAGAGGCACACGGAGCUGACCAUGAAGAACGUCGCCAAGGUCACAAGGUACCGCAAGGACGGCAAGACGGCCUUUGACGACAUGGUCGCCAGCUUCCGGGGCCUCAAGACCAGGCGCGAGGGCAAGAAGGGCAAGAAGGCCGUCGAGAAGGAGGCCGCGGCGUGA
Molecule: messenger RNA, 588 nt
Organism: Colletotrichum higginsianum IMI 349063
Lineage: Eukaryota; Fungi; Ascomycota; Sordariomycetes; Glomerellales; Glomerellaceae
Product: Ribosomal protein L17
Exons: 2
Coding region: 1-588 (195 amino acids)
Biological process (GO): translation
Cellular component (GO): mitochondrial large ribosomal subunit; ribosome
Molecular function (GO): structural constituent of ribosome
Source: RefSeq, a predicted model, not a curated record